Pangasianodon hypophthalmus (striped catfish) is the source of this 8838-nucleotide messenger RNA. RefSeq names its product abhydrolase domain containing 8a (gene abhd8a). The transcript has 5 exons. Gene Ontology annotation, molecular function: catalytic activity. NCBI's taxonomy places the organism in Eukaryota, Metazoa, Chordata, Actinopteri, Siluriformes, Pangasiidae. The coding region runs from base 2476 to 3846 and encodes 456 amino acids. The record is from RefSeq and is a predicted model, not a curated record.
CAAAGUGGCUUUUGAUUAUAUGGAUUUACUAUGCCAGUGUUAUCAAACUAGGAGGAAGUGGAGGAUUUGGGUUCUAAAGAUAUCUUCUGUGAUACUAGAAAGCUCAGAAUUUUGCUUGCAAGUGGUUUAGAUUGUUACGCCUGUUUUAACGGCGCAGUGCCGAAGCUUGGUUGCGUAAAACUCUGCCCUUUUGCUGCCCAUAGCAUUGAUUAUAGUGUGCGGUUCUGGGAACCUCAGAGGUUCCCAGAGGUUCCUUUUGCCAAUCGAUAGUUGAGAAAAUGCACUGCGGUAUCUAUAAGCAAGACAGGGGUAUUAAAUGUAUUUCCUAGAGCAAUAUAAACUCAAAGUUACUGCAUUUUACUCCAUGAUGCAUUUCUAAUUCUAGCGUCUUACAUGUGCUGGGUCCCUGUAACUCUCAAUCACAAAACAAAUACAGCUGGCAUAUGUAAAUCAUUUAAGUGCAUAGAGUCUGUCUUCUAAUAACACAAUACCAAGUGGAUGCUCCAAUGUGCCUGUGUGCAAAGUCCCAUGUUUUGUUUUUUUGUUUUUUUUUCACCCAAAAACCUCAUUGACAGCCUUAUUAGCAAGUAAUGCUAGUUAGCUACUUAAGUGCAGACUAUCCAGACUAAGGGAAAUGAACAUUUAUAUGAAUUGCUGGGAAAUGGACUACUGUGUAGGUGUAUCAUUAACCUCUCCUGAUGUAGGACAUCAUAUUUGUGCCCUCAGUAAAAUGUCACCAAGUAAUUGCCCAAUGUUUUAGCUAUGAUCUGUGGUGAUAUCUCCUCUCAUUGAAAGUAAAAUAUAUUAUUUGAGUCUGCUUAGCAUCUUUAUGUUUUGCAAGGUGACGUAUUGUGCGUGUUAUGUGCACUAGCAGGAGAGUUUUAUGACAGCUUUGCUAUGCACUUUAUUUUGCUCAGUUUGGUUAAGGUUUCCACAUGCCUGCACUUUCCUGAUUCUGAAAAGACUCGCCUUGGCCGAUGUGUAUAGUGCAGAAGUUGGUGGGACUUGGAAGCCCAUGCUAUAAUUACAACAUCAAAUUGUGUUGACGACCAUUAAGUGUUCAACAUACAUAGCAGAUGAGAACUGCGGUUUUGCAAACCACACUAUGUAGUAGUUUCUUCCUCCAGCUGUUGCUACUGAUUUGCCCAUCCUUGUAUACAGAAAUGCACAAAACCAUUCUAAUCUUAAACACACAAUUUUAAAUAGGAAAAAAACUAUUUCUAUUGGAAACAUCUGACAUGUAUGAAUUUAACACCAAGUCUUUGUGAACACACCUUCAACCUUUAGAUAGGCUGGGCUAACAUUUUGUUUUACAAUGACGACCUGAAGCAUUUUCUAUUGGCCCUAAUCCAGUAAAGGGGAUUCUUGCCCUGCAGUCACCAACGUAAUAAUACUGAGUGCCAGAGGAAAGGAAAUCGGAUCUCAUUAAAUAAAUGCAUCAAAGCACUUUCCAGGAUUCUACUUCAGUCCCCCAGGAUCUGGGCUUAUUUUAAACUAUGCUUUGGUAGAUUCCUGUUGAGUAGCUUCCCUUAAUUUUAAAUAAUUUACAAACAAAAACAUGCCAUUUAUUCUAAAUAAUGCAUGGCACAUCAUUAUGAAGUUGGAAAAAUGAGCGGAGGUGGCUGGGAGUGGCUGGAGGAGACGCAGCUGGGGAAAAUAACAGGGAGCAAGAAUGAGACAUGCAGGUGUUAUUAUGCUGUCCUAAAAAAGCCAGCCAGACAGGGCCUGAUAAUUGCUCAUAUUUCUGCCUGCUGCUCUGAAAGCCGUUUGUGAAUUACCAAUCAACAGAUCUCGCGACCCUGCGUUCUCUCCGUCUAAUCGUUAGUCUGUCAGCUCUCAUCAGCACUUACAAAAGCCAGACUGCUGACUAAUGCAGCUCCAAGCUACUGGUGAGCACUUGCACACUACAGAGGGGACAUGAAGUGCUAAAAUGUGUUAAAUAGGAAAGUCAAGAGGUGAAAAGUUGUUCUGGGGUUGUGGAAGACCUCAUAAUACCUGACAUUUCCUGUAUUUAUCACACAAUUGUGUAAUACAUAAUAAGAUGUAUUAAAAAAAGAGUCAUUUUAGAGCUAUAGACUAUUAUGAUAUGCAGUGCUGUGAAUGCAACAAGCAUACAACAAAGACAUAGCCUGCUCAGCAGAAAUCCAAUUGUCUUCCUGUACAAGUGGCGUGAUUACACAACAGCAGGCAGGCAGUCACACUCGAAUGAAAUCCAAUCCAGAAAAACUCUCAUUUGUAUGACGGGCAGUCAGUUGCGCAGUCGUGCCAUAGGCUGCUUCCUCUCAGUGCCCAAAAGAAGCAUGGUGGAUUUGUAGCAGCCCUGGGUAUUUUUAGACCAAUGUCGAGGUCAAAAUGUGAAAUGACGUGUCUUUGUUGCCACACACAGCACAGCUAAGCCACAUGCUCCAUAGUGUAUUACUAUUUUGGCUAAUUGCGAAUGGAAUCAGAGCUCUGUUAUAUGGGUAAGCGGGCACCAUGCUGACUAGCAUCACAGAGGGCAUCCUGUGCUGCCUGACAGGCAAAAGUGGAAAUGUAGUGCUGCCUGUGGAACCAUCGGACGCUGCCCCUUCGGAUGGGUUCGAGUUUGUAGAGGUGAAGCCAGGCCGUGUAUUGCGUGUACGCCAUGUCCUGCCUGAGCGUCCUGAUAAUCCCGAGCUGCAGCAGGAGCAGGGUACCAGUGUGCACUGCAAGCGCAAGAUCACCGUCUACCGCAAUGGUCAACUGGUGAUCGAGAACCUGGGUGACGUGCUGCGCUCCGAGAUUCUACAUUGCCCCAAUGGAGAAGUGGAGCAGUGCAGCACUGUGGAGGUGGAGCUUGCUGAUUACUUCACUGCACCUUCCUCCCCAGAACCUAAACCAGCUCCUCCUCCUCUUCCGGCCUCAGACCAACAGAAACCAGCUCCACCACCCAGGCGGCGCAGGAGGAAGCCCAAGCGCACAGUUCUCAUUGACUCAGAAAGAUGUAUCAGCAGCUGUAAGGGGACACACUCGGAUGUGGCACUCUUCUUCAUCCAUGGCGUUGGAGGCUCACUGGACAUCUGGGGUCGUCAGUUGGACUUCUUCUCCAAACUGGGCUAUGAGGUCAUCGCGCCAGACCUGGCAGGGCAUGGAGCCAGCACGGCCCCGCAGAUAGCGGCUGCUUACACGUUCUAUGCCCUGGCUGAGGAUCUGCGUGCCAUUUUCAAGAGAUAUGCCCGCAAGCGCAACAUCCUCAUUGGCCACUCAUACGGGGUGUCAUUCUGCACGUUCCUGGCACACGAGUACCCAGAGCAGGUACAUAAAGUGGUUAUGAUAAAUGGUGGAGGCCCCACAGCGCUGGAGCCAAGCCUCUGCUCUAUCUUCCAGCUGCCCUCCUGUGUCCUGCACUGCUUGUCGCCUUGCCUCGCAUGGAGCUUCCUCAAGGCUGGAUUUGCCAGACAGGGAGCCAAAGAGAAGCAGCUGCUAAAGGAGGGAAAUGCCUUUAACGUGUCUCCGUUCGUGCUGCGGGCCAUGAUGAGUGGUCAGUACUGGCCCGAGGGAGACGAGGUGUACCAUGCCGAGCUCACUGUCCCCAUCUUGCUUGUACAUGGCCUUUAUGACAAGUUUGUGCCCAUGGAUGAGGACCAGCGAAUGGCUGAGAUUCUCCUUUUUGCCUUCUUGAAAGUGAUCGAAGAGGGCAGUCACAUGGUUAUGAUGGAAUGCCCAGACACAGUCAACACACUUCUGCAUGAGUUCUUUCUCUGGGAGCCAGACAUCACCAGAAAGGAUUGUGUGGAUGAUACACCUGUUGCUCCGACUGUUACUACAGACACCAUGACUGAUGAAAACACUGGCACACAAAAAUCCAACAAGCCUGUAAACAAAUAACCGAUGAGGAGUGGUGUUUUUGUAGGGCAAACCAAUCAGAAGGCUCUUGACGGCAGGCUGUAUGAGGUGGAGUGAUCACCCAGGCUGAAAUUUUUGGGAGCUGAAGAUUGAGCUGAGGGUUCGAGCAGGUUGCACCAAGAGAGCAAGAACGGUUCAAGAGGUGAGACUCUGCCAACACAGGCCAGAGGUUAAAAGGAAAAAAUGAAUGCAUAAACCUAAUUUCAGAACAGAAAUCAUGGUUUAUUACAUUUCAUUGGUGUCAUAUCUCUCUGCUACCUUUGGACAAAUAUCUUUUCUUCUUGUGGUGUAUCAACAAAAGGACUAAAGCUCUGUCCAGUGGAUGAAAUCGGGCAGAUUUUAGUACUCAAUCUCCAACUGGAAAACUACAAACUGAUUUUUGGCUGGAUUACAGAGGUGUCCCCAUGCUCAUGCAGUGCUUGUAAAUCUAUUGUGUGAUCUAUUGUGAUCUAGGCCACAUGAAUGCAUCAAAGUGGGGAAAGAAAGUGAGCUCAGAGCCAAAUCUUAGUGUCAUGUUUUUACAUGCUGUUGCUGAACACUGUUAUUUGUUCAGAGUAAUGCCGAUAAUUAUGAUGAGGAAACAAAAUAAGAGUAGUGAUAUUGUCUUCCCAUGUAACACACACCUACAGCCCCAGGAGGAUUAAAAAAAAAAACAGAGGAGGCUAGAAGGGAAAACAAUGACAAACUUGGAACAAGCGUCUUUAAAUUGAAGGCAUUACCUCAGUACUCAUUGAAUAAUUGAGGCUGUUAUGUAGAACAUAACUAACAUACUAACAUAUCACUGUUAUAGUUAAAUAACCUGCUGUAAUGGGCGUUCUCUGCCAUGAAUUUAUCUGUUUCAUUUAAACAAACAAAAAGAGCAGCUUUGUGGCUAAGUGCAGGGCCGAAGGGUGAACACAAACGCAAUGAGCAGAAAAUGCUUUCAGCAGGAGCACUUUCAUGUCUCCUAGCAACGAGAAACUGGAGGAAAUGAUGUGCUGGUGGUGUAUUCACAGCUCUGCCACAGAGAGGAAGAGUGACAGAGUGUAUGUGUGUGUGUGAGAGAGAGAGAGAGAGAGAGAGAGAAGGGGGGGGGAGGAUGUUCAUUCUGAUGUACCACUGAUAUGGUUUUGGUGCUGUAAUAAUACCCAGGGAAUAAGCUAGAACAACAAAAUACUGUUAAUAUAAUCCUAACACUGGUAUGCUAACAUGAAGACAAUGACCAACACUGAGACACUAGAAGGAGGAGAUCGAAAUAAUAUCAGUGUCACAUCACAGCAUUCAUAUGAAUGUACAUUGACACACAUUGAGUGAUUAAGCAUCAGGACGGGGCAUGAAUUUCGGAAAUAAACAGAAGCACAGAAAUGGUGACUCAUGAGCAAGGCACAGAUUGAGGAUAUUUGAAGGUGCAGGUUGCCAUAACAACAGAGUAAAAUACCCACAUGGCUGGAUGGCUGAUAUGGGAACUGCAUUGUAGAAAAACAAAAUGGUCCAUGUGCAUUGCCUUCAUUCGUUUUUUUGAGUCGAAAUGAAAAUGCGAAAACAAAGAAACGGCUUUUUGUUUUUCUUGGCACACACUGACAGGAAUUAAUUCGCUGUACUCUGGAAGCUUAUUCUGCUUUCAUAACAGAUAUGUUGCAAAUAAGAUCAGCGUAUGCAGUGAUACAUUUUGGGUGAUUAAAAAUUCUUAAAUUUCAGCACCUGGAAAAUCCUCCUGACUUUUUUCAUCCGCCAUGUCGUCCUCCAUUAACGUCACACACCUAGUGAUCUACAUUAGCAGUACAUCAGGCACAAACAAAAUUUUUAAUUCACCUUCUUCUUGCUACUAGACAGAUCAGUAGUAAAUGCAGAUACACAUCCAGGUCAUUCAAGAUCGUUCAUUAAUUUUAGCCCAAUAACGCAUCUGAAAUGGUGAAAAAAAGAAGCAAAGCAAAAAUACGUCAACUUUUUCGCAAUAUUUAUUAUUUAAAGCCAAAAACAUCUCAUAUGAACGAAUGAACACAAUGUACGUGGCCCCAUCCCAGGCUUUUCGCUUUCCUAUCAGGUUAAUGCAAUGAAUACGAUGCAGCAAAAUACAGAGAAAGCAAUGGAAACCACACAAACAGUCUGUUAGUCCGUUUAUGCACAGAUUGGUUAUUUCAAAAUUAGAAUUAAGAAAGCCAGAGUUAUAUUUACCUUGGUGGAUUAGAGUAUAUCUAUUGUAUCUGCAUUUUUAUAAGGGGAAUCAUGAUCACUUAAUUUCAAACACUGUAUUUAAACAGCACUAAUAUCAGUGUUUGCAGGUCUGGCUCAAGAAUGUCAGUCACUACACUAUUAAAGGUACUUGUGUAAAUUAUUUUUUUAAAGUUAUUGUACAAAAAAUCACUGUAAGAGAAUCAUUAUGCAUGCAAAAUGGAAGAACAACGCUUAGAGCAAAUCUAUUUAUCUCCCCAAGACGACAGUUUUUUUAUUCUAUUUAUUCUUCUUCGUCAAAACCUUGUGACAUGAAACCAUUUCUAAAGCACAAGUAACGUUUUUAAGCAUGGCAUUUCUGACCAUUGCAUUCCAGAGUGAGCCAUGUGAUACAAAUUAGGCUGUAGUUUUAACAAUAUUCAAGCAAGUGGUUUCAGUUGCUUGAGAAAAUGAAUUCACAGCAUCUGAAUAACCUGAAUAUUUUUUUAAUGCAGGAUGCAAGCAAUCUCAGUUUCUAACCCUAGAAUGACAGAUUCUUCAAUACACAUGGAUGUGAUCGAAUGUACAUCCAUCCUUAGAUUCUACAUGCAAGGACUUGGGUAAUCACAUACGAUUGUUCAUAAUGGGGAAUUUUUUUGGGUUGUGCAGCAAUACCGUUUUUCUAAAGGCUGAUGAACACUAUACUGUGUGAUAAUAACUGCCAGGACAAAUAUGCAUCGUUUCACUUUAUCAUCACCAUCAUGUUUCGGGGAAGAAAAAAAAAUCCAAAAACUAUAUAAUAACUCAACUCUUAAUUUGUACUACUGAUUAAUGAUCAUGCCAAGUAUGAACAUAUGGUGUAAGUGUGAACCUCUGAAAAAAGUGCAAAUAAGUAAAUGCAUUUUCAGACUGGACGUAGUCAGUAAUAACGAGUGCUAAACAUUUAGCGACUGGGAAAGACGCAGCUUCAGGUGCAGUGCGAGUACAUGUCUCUACAAGUAAAUGGAUGUUCACUUACUGAACAAGAAGGACUGCAUACUGUGAGAGGGUGUUGAAAGAUGUAGCAGUUUCUCUUCAAGAACAAGCGAACAUCAAGCAAUGCCAAAGUACCUCUAUAGCUUGGCUUAGAGCUAGAAAGAGAGGAGUUCAGUUUUGACAUUCAAGAUGAAAGACUCGUCCUCCUGCUAUUCCUUGGUCUGUGUGUGUGUGUGUGUGUGUGUGUGUGUGUGUGUGUGCAGUGUCAGUGCUCCAGUGUAUUACCAUUUGUGGUUCAAUCUAUGCCAGAGGUCUAUGUUAUACUAUCUAUGAAGUACACACUGCCUGAAAUGUGUGGAUAUAUAAAACAAUAAAAAUCAACAUAAAAAAGCAGCUCUGUGGGUGUUGAAUGGCUUGGAGACAUGUGAGGAGUUUUUAGCUAAAAGAAUGGAUCCAUCAUUACAAAUGGUGAGUAUUUUCUGUCCCUCUUGUUUUAUUCCCAUUUAGCUAUGAUACUAAAGGAAAAUUCCUCACAUUAAAUAUGUUUAUACUAAAAUAUUUAUGAUGUGUUCAGGGAUUCUGGUGCUACUUUGGCUGGUGGUGUAUUUUCGCUAGUUGUCAUUUGUGUCCUGCUCUGACAUCACAGAAGGAUAUUGCUAGUGCAGUUUAACAGGAGAAAUAAAAAAUCAUAAUAAAAAAUCUCAGACAUAUGGGAAGAUGAUCAGGUUUUGUUGUUAGCUCCUAGAAAGAAAAGAGCAAGAACUUCUUAUCUCGCUCAUCAUGUUCCAGCAACACAAAAUAGCCCAUUAAUAAGAAAUCCAAUGUAAAAGUAGUGAAGACUGCAAACAUUGGACUCAAAGAUCCAGAAUGCAGUGCAGCUAUGUACGACACAGUUGUGUUACGGCUCAGGUAGUUGGCGAUCUGCGAGAUGACAAGGGCAAUGGCACCGACAGUGGUAUUAGAAUGAAAGUUGAAGUGUGAGUGUACAGCGUACAGAUGAGGAGGUGAGAGAGCACCACUAUCAGCAGGUACUUGAAUGGCAUUCUGGGUAAUGUAGGAAACCAUUAACCAAAGUGAAAAUAGAUGGACAUGUCGACAAAAGAAGUUUUAAAAAAGUCAACUCAGAUAUUAAUUAUAAAAUAAAUCUUGGAUGCCAUUGAAGAUUACGUGUUGAUUAUAAAGAUUAAUAUGCAAGCCAUUAAGGGUGGAUUUUUUUCUUUAAUUGACUAGUUGUAGGCUAAUAGGAAGACCAACAGCAAAAGUCUGCAUUCAUACAUAUAUAGUGGACAAAAACAAGCACAAUGGGAAAAGCUGGAUGGAACCUGUGUGUCAGUUUAUAAUCUACCACUAGAUGGUGGUGUUGAUAGAGAAAACCUGUACAGCUGACCUGCACUUGCUUGCAGCUCUCUAAGACUUCAGUGUAUUGAACCCUUAAACUCCUGAUUAUUCAGUUAUUCAUAUUUAAACAUACUAUUCAGUAGCUAUCAUAAACUUUUCACUAACUCCAGUGAAAGUUGUAAGAAAUAUACGUAGUUAAAAAGGGUGAGUCUGGACCGACCUGAGGAGUUUAAAGGGUUAAACAGCUUCUUUUUUUUUAGUCACAUUAAGAGUCAACACAGAGCUUACAUCAAGUCGCUUUAAUCAUUUCCCUGUGAGUGUUUGGAAUUAGCAGUAAAGCCUAAAUUUUGCAGACACGUGAAAUGGCCAUCAGGAAACCCUGAAUCACAAGAAACAGCCAAAUAUUUAUAUUCCACACUCUCGAAACAGUCAUCACGUUUCCUUCAUAUUGAAAGCUUGGCCACAUGAUCACCCCACCCUCCUGCAUAUUUUUGAACUUAGUAAAUCAUCAAAUAUGAAGUCAGCUCUCAA